UUGCUGCCAGCAAAAACGAAAAGCAAAAGAAGACUCGGAAGAGGAGACGGCAGCAGCAAAGGGGGCUCUGCGGGCCGCGGCUGCAAGGGGCAGAAGGCGCGCAGCGGCAGCAGCAAAAAGAUCGGGUUCGAGGGAGGGCAAAUGCCGCUGUACCGGCAGCUGCCGAAGUUCGUGGGGCGGCAGCUGGGCCCCGGACAUCAGCAGCAAUACAGGCAGCUGCAGCAGCAGCUGCUGCCGCUGCAUAAGUUGAAUUGCUGCAGUGAAGGAGAAACUGUUGACUGGCAGCAGCUGCUGCUCAAGGGGGUUUUCCUUGGGAAAUAUAGAAGGGAUUGUCCUGUGAAAGUUGUGGGCCCCCCCUUGAGCCGCAAACGGCUCGGGCCAGAUGGAGAUGGGACCUUAAAGGUCAGAAACCUGACAGUCAAAGCGCAUGCAUUCACCCGUCCUGCAGCACGGGCCAUAAUUCGAAUGGGCGGCCGCUGUCUUCUGCUGCAGCCGAAGACCCACGACAGAGUGGUGGCUGUGUUUGACCCUGACAGCCCUGCGCCGCGUGUGUCUGCUGCUGCUGCUGCUGCUGCUGCUGAGGCUGCUGCUGCUGCUGCUGGCCCUGCUGCGGAGGGCGCAGCAGCAGCAGCAGAAGAGGGCGAGGCCCAGGUGUACAAACUGCAGCUUGCUGCUGGCAUGUCGCUGCAGCAGAUUUUGAUGCUGCGGCGGCGCGCGCUGUAUCUGCAGCUGCAGCGGCUGCAGCAGCGGCUGCAGCAGUGCAGCAGCAAGUUGCUGCUGAGCCCCCAGAAGGGAAAAUACCAAAGACGCAAAGACAACUUAGCAGCAAGAGUUGAGAAGCUGCAGCAGGACCUCAAGCAGGUUGAGGCGGACUUGCAAGCCGCAGUGGACACCAAGCUCGUGCCCUCCGGCGAGCAGCAGCAGCAGCAAGAGCAGCAGCAGCAGCAGCAGCAGCAGUGGGAAGAUGGGGGGCCCCCGCUACCGACGCUGCGGAAAAUCCCUCGCCGUAUUGUGCAUGAUGGGCGUUUGCCUAAGAAGCAAAGAGACUUCAUCAGGUCAGCAGCUGCAGCAGCAGCAGCCGCAGCAGCUGCAGCAGCAGCUGCACAAGCAGCAGCAGUUGCAGCAGCAGCAGCACUAACUGCAGCAAAUGGGGGGUACAGGCAUAGGGAGUUGGGGUGUAUAGACAGGCGUGCCUUGUGA
Messenger RNA from Eimeria tenella, 1200 nucleotides. Its product is annotated as ribosomal protein L15, putative. The record is from RefSeq and is a predicted model, not a curated record. The transcript is spliced from 4 exons. NCBI's taxonomy places the organism in Eukaryota, Apicomplexa, Conoidasida, Eucoccidiorida, Eimeriidae. Gene Ontology annotation, biological process: translation. Gene Ontology annotation, molecular function: structural constituent of ribosome. Gene Ontology annotation, cellular component: mitochondrial large ribosomal subunit.